AUGGCAUCCUUGAAGUCUAGCAAAUGUACUCAAGUUAAACUUUUUGAACUCCAAAAUGAAAUGAUACUUCAGGUUGAUGUAUCUGGAUUUAAAAGUGGGCACAAUGCAAAAGUGAAACUUCAACUUCAAAACUGCUCACAUCCAUGGAUUCUCCACUGGGGUUGCAUUUCCAAUGGAAACAAAAAAUGGUUUAUUCCCUCUUUUAUUCCUUCUGGGACAAGAGUUCAUAAGAAAAGUGCUUUGCGAACCCCAUUUAUAAAGGAGGGAGAUGCAUAUGUUGUUAACAUUGAGCUAAGGGAUCCUAAGAUACACGCCAUUGAAUUUGUUCUAAAAGAUACCAAACACGAUAAAUGGUUGAAGAUGAAUGGAGUAAGCUUCCACAUCAAUUUACAUGAACAAAUCGAUGUUGAAGAUGAUGGUGCAAGAAGCUCUAAAUGCUUACUGAAUGAAAUGUCUGAUGAGGAGAUUGAAAAGCCAUUAAGACACAGAAACCUCUGCAACUCUGUUUUCUUUCCAAAACUAUCUACAUCUUCCUCCACUUGGAAAGGACUCUCUCAAAAGAACAACAUUGUCAGCAAUAUGUAUGCUAUUUCACUUGAAGAAGCCUGCAAUGAGAUGGUUGGUGAAAAGUCAAACAGCAUUAUAUUCUUGAGUAACAAGAUGCCAGCAUGGAUAAAAUUUCCAGCAUCAGUUGUCCUUCCUUUUGGAGUAUUUGAAAAAGUUCUAUCAGAAGACAUAAAUAAGGAAUUAGCAACAAAAAUUGCUUGCCUUUGUGAAGAUGUAGAUAGGGGAGACGUUUCAAAGCUUAAGAUGAUUCAAGAAACUAUUUUGCAAAUGAAAGCUCCUCGUAGAAUGAGCAUUGAGGUUAGGAAGAAAAUGAAGAGUUCAAGAAUACCAUGGCCUCAAGGUCCCACAGAGGAUACAUGGAAUCAAAUCUGGCAAGCAAUAAAGAAGGUUUGGGGUUCUAAAUGGAAUGAAAGAGCAUAUAAAAACAGGAAUCAUGAUACAUUAUGCAUUGGUAUUUUGAUUCAAGAACAUAUUAGAGCUGAUUAUGCCUUUGUCACAUACACAAAUCAUCCUGUGUCUCGUGACUCCUCACAGAUAUACACAGAGAUAGUCAAGGGGUCAGUUGAAACAUUAGUUGGUGCUUCAACAGGGCGUGCUAUGAGUUCUAUUACUAAGAAAUCUGAGCUUAAAUCACCUAUUGUUACUUGUUACCCAAGCAAGUCCAUUGGAUUAUAUGCAAAGAACAAGAGGUCAAUCAUCUUUAGGCCAGAUUUCAUAUCCGAAAAGACAAACAGAUAUGCAUGUCAUGGUAUAUAUGACAGUAUAUCAAUGGAAAACAAGGAGGAAGUUGUGUUGGUCUACUCGAGAGACCCAAUGGUGGUUGAUCUACAUUUUCAAGCCUCGAUUCACUCAAAGAUUGCGGAAGCUGCAAAGAUUAUAGAAGACUUAUACGAAUGUCCCCAAGAUAUUGAAGGAGUAGUGCAAGAUGGACAAGUGUAUGUGAUUCAAUGCAAGCCUUUAAGUCUUUAGAACUCAACUUGUGUAAAACAUGUCCCAAAAUAAAUAUAAACUUUACUUGUUUGGCUAUGUAGGCUUUGGAGUUGUUUGUCAUUUU
Molecule: messenger RNA, 1621 nt
Organism: Lactuca virosa
Lineage: Eukaryota; Viridiplantae; Streptophyta; Magnoliopsida; Asterales; Asteraceae
Source: the annotation of a GenBank genome assembly